Molecule: messenger RNA, 1535 nt
Organism: Drosophila montana
Lineage: Eukaryota; Metazoa; Arthropoda; Insecta; Diptera; Drosophilidae
Gene: slmo
Product: PRELI domain containing slowmo
Exons: 2
Coding region: 256-915 (219 amino acids)
Biological process (GO): phospholipid transport
Cellular component (GO): mitochondrial intermembrane space
Molecular function (GO): phosphatidic acid transfer activity
Source: RefSeq, a predicted model, not a curated record
ACCCCUCGUCCAAAGAUGUCGAUACAUUUUGAUGUUAUUUUUCGUUUUAAGAGUGGCCACAUAUUUAAUUAUUUUACUAACGAUAGACCGAGUCGCAACAGAGGCAUCGAUAGCAAUCAGUCACACUACUCGCAGAACACCUGAGUAAAGGCAGUCCAGUGUCGCGACCCGAUUGCGAAACAACGAGAGAGAGAGAAAUACAAAUAUCAUUUCGCACUCACGAACGGUGACGAAAACGCCAACGACGCUUGCAUAAUGAAAAUCUGGACGUCCGAGCAUGUCUUCAACCAUCCGUGGGAGACGGUUACACAGGCGGCAUGGCGCAAAUAUCCAAAUCCCAUGACACCCUCAAUCAUUGGCACCGAUGUGGUUGAGCGCAGCGUAGUUAACGGUGUCCUACACACACAUCGAUUGGUUCAAUCCAAAUGGUAUUUUCCGAGAUGGACGCAUGCGCUAAUUGGCACCGCCAAGACGUGCUUUGCCAGCGAACGCUCCACAGUGGAUCCUCGGCGCAAGCAGAUGGUCUUAAAGACAAACAAUUUAACAUUUUGCCGUAACAUAAGUGUCGACGAGGUGCUCUACUAUGAGCCGCAUCCCACUGAUUCGAGCAAGACCCUGCUCAAACAGGAGGCGACAGUAACUGUCUAUGGUGUCCCACUAUCACAUUAUAUGGAAGAUUUACUGACCUCCACAAUCAGUUCGAAUGCGGGCAAGGGCCGUCAAGGGCUCGAAUGGGUAAUUGGCCUCAUAAAUACGGAAGUGAAGAGUAUUGCCGAUUCGGCUGCACGCGGCACAGACGAACUAAUACACAGUACGCGGCGAUCCAUCGAUGAGGUCACAGAGAGUGCGCGAAAGAGUAUGGAUGAGAUUGGUGCCCAGGCAGCCAAAGCGGCCAAAGCAAUGCACAUAACAUAGAUGUAUAUACAUAAAUGAAAGGCGGUUGGGACUGUUGGGCGUAGUGAAUAGGAAUUUACCGUAGUAGGCGCAUCGUCGGGUACGCUGCUUUGUAGUACAGCAACAACAACAAAACAAACCGACAAACGGUACAUACAUACAACAAUAACAACAACAACAAAGCAGUUGAACGAAUCAUAAGAAUAACCAAUUAUAAUGCUUUAUCCCUACGAAUGGCAAGCGAAACAUUUUAUUCGUCUGCUUUAAUAUAUAUUUUGUAAAGCAAUUAAAACAAAUUUAAAAAAUCAAUAGAAGAAAAUGUGAAAACUUUCCCAUGGUUAUCAGUCAAGUGCGCGUUGCUCUGUGGCGCGUUUUUUUUUGUUUGGUUUUGUUUUUGUUUUAGAUUGGGCCAAUGUACAAAGCCGAUAAGGCAGGCAGCCAGGCAAUGACAAGAUUCGCGCAACAACACCAACACCAGCAUAGUAGCAAAUUUAUUUAUUAAAAAAAAGAAAUAUAUGUAUACAUAUAUAGUUUGUAAUAUGCAAAAUUUUUUAAAACAAAACAUAAAAUUGAAAAAACCACAUAAAUCGAGCACUAAAUAAAUGUCAACAAAACGCUCAAGAAAAAUCAUCAAGUACAAA